Frankliniella occidentalis (western flower thrips) is the source of this 1107-nucleotide messenger RNA. RefSeq lists its product as uncharacterized. NCBI's taxonomy places the organism in Eukaryota, Metazoa, Arthropoda, Insecta, Thysanoptera, Thripidae. Bases 129 to 803 code for a protein of 224 amino acids. The record is from RefSeq and is a predicted model, not a curated record. The transcript is spliced from 2 exons. Gene Ontology annotation, molecular function: protein binding.
GCCGACCUGUGCCGUCCUGUCCACAGGGGUGCGUGCAGUGCCAUGCCCGCAGUCUGCUGACACCGGCCCCACGUUACAUCUCUACCCGCACCACCGCCCCCACACCGCCGCCGCCCGCCACCACCAGGAUGCCGGCGACGCGUCCUCAGCUGGCCGCCGUGCUGGCCGCCGUGAUGUCGGUGCUCCUGCUCGGGGCGCAUCCCACCCUGGGCGCCGCCCUGGACCAGGGGGAGCCCACGACGCUGCCGCCCUCCUCCACGGACUCCGCGACGAACCUGACCGAGAGCUGUCAGGCGGAGCAGUCCCGGUGCGAGACCGACCUCGCGCUCCAGGCGGGCCGCGUCGGGCCGGGCCCCGUGUCCGGGGGGCGGCCCGGACGGCCCGUGUGCGGCUCGGACAACACCACCUACGACAACGACUGCCACCUCAAGCGCGUGCAGUGCGAGGGCCGCAGCGUGGAGAAGUCGCACCCCGGCAAGUGCAAGGGUGAGUCCACCACGCGCACACACAGCGGCAUCCAGGAUCAGCACGGGCGGUCGCAGCCCGCAGUCGCGCUCCGCCUGGGCCGGCCGGCAAGCUGGCCCCAAGAAUUCGGUGCUUUGCGCGGACUUGGGACGAUUUUAUGGGUCGUCUGUCACUCAGCAACGCCUCACAUGUUGGGCGUAGCGUCCAUGAAGCCACCUAGCUCGUAUUUCACCCGAGGAGGCCCCUUCCCGGACGUGCUACGCCCCGCCACCUCUGUGACUGACUGCCGGACGCGGUGGAGGGUGGGCUGGGCCAGGGCGGGCUGCCGGUGGGCCUAGACUUGCCGUCACUGCACUCCGUCGCUUUGUCCAGCAAGUCCUCAAAUACAGCGAAAAGGGGGUGUUCGUGCUCGACUCGGAAGCGAUGAUCCCUAUCCCAGAAACAGAAACGUACGGAUAAACUCGAGAAAGAAUUAUCUUCAAAUCCCUCUGCUGGGCGUCAUUCAGGUGUCAUUGAAAUGACCUCGAGGCGAAACUCUUGGAAAGCCCCACCUCGCGCGCGAGAGCCGGUGCGAAACGCGUCCCGGGGGCUGUGGCGGGCUUUGGCAGCGCUAGCCGGGGCGACUGGUGCCACGCUGUCUGG